This is a messenger RNA of Oncorhynchus mykiss (rainbow trout), 3873 nucleotides long. The record is from RefSeq and is a predicted model, not a curated record. Lineage: Eukaryota; Metazoa; Chordata; Actinopteri; Salmoniformes; Salmonidae.
AAUCCUCAUAUCUGAGAUCAUCAUACAGGGCACUUGUUACAUCGUAAUAUGAGAUGUACGGCAACAUAGUUAAUUGACUUUGCUGUUUGAUUUGUUCGCUUGCAAAUUACAUUAGAACAGUAGGCUUCAUUGAUUUCGCAUUUACGUGCGUUCUUUUUGGCCCUUACUGCUAUCCAUAGCAAAACUUGUGGAAAAGGACAGGGGGGAAAUGGCUACGAAGACGAACGACAACAACGAUUUAGCAGUGGAGUUGAGCUCUACUUCUAAAGAAGAGCAUUCCAGGUCUAGUGGCAUGGGUCAGCCCCGCAGGAGCCCGUCAGAGGAAGGAGAGGGGGAAAACGAUGUGGCACAGCAGAGGAGCAGCAUGGAAGCUACAGAGGGGGCAGAUAGCCCUGCAGCCAGUCCUGGACACAAAGGUCCCAGAGCGGCCAGCUCAGAGGCCCCCAUAGUUCUAGGCAGUCCUGGAGUGGCCAGUCCAGGAGUAGCCAGCUCCAGAGCCACCAGGGGUAGUAGGGCCCCAUCCAGUGCCAGUGUCAGCCAGGAGGAAGAUGAGUCCAGCGGCUCUGAUGGGAGCAGUGAUGAGGCAGUAGGCUGCAGGAUGAAGAGCAGCGUGGCACAGAUCAUGCGUGGUCCAGAUGACCAGAGUGCGAACAGAGGCAGGAGCCCCACCCCAGAUGACAGGGAUGGUGAUCGCCGCAGUUCCUGCUCUAGGUCCCGUUCCCGAAGUCAGGAGAGGGACCGGCGCUACGGUGGAGGAGGUUAUGGCAGGUCAAGGGAGGAUGAUCGUAACAGGGACCGAUACUACGAGCGCCAGUCAAGUCGUGACAGAGAGGCUGAGUUCAGGAGGAGAGGCCGGUCGCCCUCCCCAGCCAAGAAAAACCCAGCUACAGAGGAACCACCAGUGAAGAAAAAGAAGGAGGAACUGGACCCUAUCCUGACCAGGACUGGUGGAGCUUACAUUCCCCCGGCCAAACUGCGCAUGAUGCAGGCCCAGAUCACUGACAAGAGCAGUCUGGCGUACCAGCGUAUGAGCUGGGAGGCUCUGAAGAAGUCCAUCAACGGUCUGAUCAACAAGGUGAAUGUGUCCAACAUCGCCAUGAUCAUUCAGGAGCUGCUGCAGGAGAACAUUGUUAGGGGCAGAGGUCUCCUGGCCAGGUCCACCCUGCAAGCCCAGAGUGCUUCGGCCACCUUCACCCACGUCUAUGCUGCUGUGGUAGCCAUCAUCAACUCCAAGUUCCCUCAGAUAGGAGAGCUCAUCCUCAAGAGACUCAUCCUUAACUUCCGCAAGGGCUACCGGAGGAACGACAAGGCACAAUGUCUCACGGCAUCAAAGUUUGUUGCUCAUCUCGUCAAUCAGAAUGUGGCCCAUGAGGUCUUGUGUCUGGAGAUGUUGACUCUGCUCCUGGAGAGACCUACUGACGACAGCGUGGAGGUGUCCAUCAGCUUCCUCAAGGAGUGUGGCCUCAAACUCACGGAGGUUUCCCCUAGGGGCAUCAAUGCCAUUUUCGAGCGGCUGCGCAACAUCCUUCACGAGUCAGAGAUUGACAAGCGGGUGCAGUACAUGAUCGAAGUGAUGUUUGCCAUCAGGAAGGAUGGGUUUAAGGACCACCCUAUCGUCCCAGAGGGGCUGGACCUGGUGGAGGAAGAAGAUCAGUUCACACACAUGCUGCCCCUAGAGGACGACUACAACCAAGAAGAUAUACUCAAUGUCUUUAAGAUGGAUACAGACUUCUUGGAGAACGAGGAGAAGUACAAAGCAAUUAAAAAGGAGAUCCUGGAUGAGGGCAGCAGCGACUCUGGAGAGGAUGCCAAUGGAAGUGAUGAUGAUGAAGAUGAUGAUAAUGAUGGAGAAAAGGAGGGGGAAGAGGGUGGAGAUGAAGCAGAGAAAGUCACCAUCUUUGACCAGACGGAAGUCAACCUAGUCGCAUUUCGCCGUACCAUCUAUCUCGCCAUCCAGUCAAGUUUGGAUUUUGAGGAGUGUGCCCACAAAUUGAUCAAGAUGGACUUUCCUGACAGCCAAACGAAAGAGCUGUGCAACAUGAUUCUGGACUGCUGUGCCCAACAGAGGACAUACGAGAAGUUCUUUGGUCUUCUAGCAGGGAGGUUUUGUCUGCUGAAGAAGGACUACAUGGAGAGUUUUGAGGCCAUCUUCAUGGAGCAGUAUGAAACCAUCCAUCGCCUAGAGACCAAUAAACUGAGGAACGUUGCUAGAAUGUUCGCCCAUCUCUUGUACACAGACUCAGUCCCGUGGAGUGUGCUGGAAUGUAUUAAAGUCAGUGAGGACACCACCACCUCAUCCAGUCGUAUCUUCGUCAAGAUCUUGUUUCAGGAGCUCUGUGCCUAUAUGGGACUUCCCAGGCUCAAUGAACGACUCAAGGAUAUGACGCUGCAGCCCUUCUUUGAGGGUCUUUUUCCUCGUGACAACCCCAGGAACACCAGAUUCGCCAUUAAUUUCUUCACCUCCAUCGGCCUGGGUGGACUUACGGAUGAGCUCCGUGAGCAUCUAAAGAACGCCCCCAAGAUUAUCAUGACCCAGAACCAGGAAGUGGAGUCGUCUGACACCGACUCGUCCUCUGACUCGUCCUCCUCAGACAGUGACAGCAGCGACAGUGACAGCUCUGACUCUUCCAGUGACUCCUCCUCCUCAUCCAGCAGCAGCUCGGAUUCUGAAUCGAGGCGUAAGAAGAGCAAGGGCCAGAGAAAAAAUAAGAAGAGUGACAAAGACAAGAAGAAAGACAAGAUGACCAAGUCCAAGGCUUCUUCCAAAAAUACCUCCUCAAAUCAGAAGUCACCACUGGAGCAACGGCCCAAUAAGAGCCCGAGAAACGACAACCGUCGCUGCAAUGACAGCAGUAGCGAUGAGGAGGCGGCGAAGCGUGGUGGGAGUAGACCAGAGCCUGAGGACCACCACAAAUUCUCUCGCCACCGGGGUCGAGAAGAAGACGCGCCGCAACUCAUGUAUGAGAGACCCCACCGCAACCGUGGGGGGCACCAAGAUGAGGAGCAGCCUCGUGGCAGGCCUGACAGAGGCAGAGACUACGAGGACAGUGACAGACAUCCAGAGUCCCGCAGGCACAACAGGGACGAUGGGGGGAAAUAUGAUGGGAAACACCAAGCCCCCCAGGUUGACCAGGCUGACCAUGACAGAGUCAGACACCGCAGCCCUGAGAAGGAACCAGCCAGGUACAGAAACAGAGAGAGGUCAAAGUCACGGGAGAAGAGCAGCCGCAAGGAGAAAGACACAGAUUCUUCCAGGAACUCGUACAGGAACGGGGUGGAGCAGCAAGCAGAGCGGGCGGACAAGGAGAACCGCCAUCACUCUGACAGAUACAGAGAACCCAGGAGAAACGAGGAACGGAGCAGGGAUAGCUCCCCACGUAGACGGAGAUAGCCGGACGGACGUUACUCAAAAAGGAAAUGUACUAGGCUUACAUUCCAAUGUCCAUACUAGCAUACUACAAGUACAUGUCCAGAACUUCAUUCUAAGUAGUGUGCUAGUGUGAACGUUGAAACAGAGCCUACGCUGUAGUCAUGCUGUUCAUAAGCCAGUUGUAAAUUGGACUCAUCCAUCUCAUCCUCUGCCAUAGUUCUGUGCCUCUCAAUGUAUACAGUUUAUGCAUAAAAUGUAUGUUUUAUAUCGCCCAAUGAAAUGUCUUUCUUAGAAAUGGUUCAGCGGUUGUAUUGGAACAAUAACAGUACAAAGCUCUGCUUGCAGAAGUAGUGUAUAUAUGAAGGUUUCUUUCUGUGGGUUCUAUCAAUGUAAGACUGGUAAUGUUAAGAAAAUGUGUGAAGUUUGUAUCUGAUGCAACCUAUUUUGGGGGAGGGGGGGGGGGGGGGUAAAAAGAAUGAGACAACAUAUUAAAAACCUUUCAA